Molecule: messenger RNA, 2250 nt
Organism: Lipotes vexillifer (Yangtze River dolphin)
Lineage: Eukaryota; Metazoa; Chordata; Mammalia; Artiodactyla; Lipotidae
Gene: KIRREL2
Product: kirre like nephrin family adhesion molecule 2
Exons: 16
Coding region: 1-2250 (749 amino acids)
Biological process (GO): cell-cell adhesion
Cellular component (GO): cell-cell junction; plasma membrane
Molecular function (GO): cell adhesion molecule binding
Source: RefSeq, a predicted model, not a curated record
AUGUCAGACCCAGGGUCCCAGGGUCCCAGGCCCCCAGUCCCCGCUCUGUCGGCUCAGGGUCCCUCCCACCUGCCCGGCCAGCUGCGCAGCGCACCGCGGGCCGGCAGCGUGGGAACGCCCCAGCUGGGCGGCAUGAUGCUGGUCCCCGCACUCCUUGUCCUCCUCUUCUGCCUCAGAGGGCGUGCAGGCCUGUCACCCCACUUCCUGCAACAGCCAGAAGACCUGGUGGUACUGCUGGGGGACGAGGCCCGUCUGCCCUGUGCCCUGGGCGCAUACUGGGGGCUGGUUCAGUGGACUAAGGAUGGGCUGGCUCUAGGGGGCGAAAGAGACCUGCCAGGGUGGUCCCGGUACUGGAUAUCAGGGAAUGCAGCCAGUGGCCAGCACGACCUCCACAUUAGACCCGUAGAGAUAGAGGAUCAAGCAUCCUACGAAUGUCAAGCUACACAAGCAGGCCUCCGCUCUCGACGAGCCCAACUGCAUGUGCUGGUGCCUCCGGAACCCCCCCAGGUGCUGGGUGGCCCCUCUGUGUCUCUGGUCGCUGGGGUUCCUGCGAAUGUGACCUGUCGGAGCCGUGGGGAUGCCCACCCCACCCCUGAGCUGCUGUGGUUCCGAGAUGGGGUCCGGCUAGGUGGGGCCACCUUCCGCCAGACCCUGUUGAAGGAAGGAACCACUGGGUCAGUGGAGAGCAUCUUAUCAUUGACCCCUUCCAGCCACGAUGAUGGAGCCAUCUUGGUUUGCCGGGCUCAGAGUCAGGCCCUGCCUGCGGGGAAGGACACAGCUAUCACACUGAGCCUGCAGUACCCCCCAGUGGUGACUCUGUCUGCAGAACCACAGACAGUGCAGGAGGGAGAGAAGGUCACUUUCCUAUGCCAGGCCACAGCCCAGCCUCCUGUCACUGGCUAUAGGUGGGCAAAGGGGGGCUCCCCUGUGCUUGGGGCCCGCGGGCCAAUGUUGGAGAUAGUGGCGGACGCUUCAUUCCUGACUGCGCCGGUGUCCUGCGAGGUCAGCAACGCAGUGGGUAGCGCCAACCGCAGCACAGCGCUGGAUGUGCGAUUCGGGCCGAUUCUGCAGGCAAAGCCGAAACCCUUAUCCGUGGACGUAGGGGAAGACGCCUCCUUCAGCUGUGUCUGGCGCGGGAAUCCGCUUCCACGGGUAACCUGGACCCGCCGCGGGGACGCGCAGGUGCUGGCCUCCGGGCCCACGCUGCGUCUUCUCGCGGUGGGGCCGAAGGAUGCAGGCGACUACGUGUGCAGAGCUGGGCCGGGGCUCUCGGGCCUGCGGGGCGGCGCUGCGGAAGCUAGGUUGACUGUGAACGCUCCCCCAGUGGUGACCGCCCUGCACUCUGCGCCCGCCUUCCUGAGGGGCCCCGCCCGCCUCCAGUGUCUAGUCUUCGCCUCUCCCGCCCCAGAAGCCGUGGUCUGGUCUUGGGAUGAGGGCUUCCUGACGGCGGGGUCGAGGGGUCGGUUCCUGGUGGAGACAUUCCCAGCCCCAGAGGGCCGCGGGGGACAGGGUCCAGGCCUGAUCUCUGUGCUGCACAUUUCGGGGACCCAGGAGUCCGACUUUAGCCGGGGCUUCAACUGCACUGCCCGGAACCGGUUGGGCGAAGGAGGCACCCAGGUCAGCCUGGGACGUAGAGACUUGCUGCCCGCUGUGCGGAUCGUGGCUGGAGUGGCCGCUGUGGCCAUGACUCUCCUUAUGGCCGUCAUUGGGGUGGCCCUCUGCUGCUGGCGCCACAGCAAGGCCUCAGCCUCUUUCUCCAAGCAAAAGAAUCUGGUGCGAAUCCCAGGGAGCAGCAACGGCUCCAGUUCGAGGGGUUCCGAGGAGGAGACAGGCAGCAGCAAGGACCAGGGCCCCAUCGUGCACACAGACCACAGUGACCUGGCUCUGGAUGAGGAGGGAGCUCUGGAGACCAAGGACCCAACCAAUGGUUACUACAAGGUCCGAGGAGUCAGUGUGAGCCUGAGCCUUGGAGAAGCCCCUGGAGGAGGUCUCUUCCUACCACCCUUCUCCCCUCUUGGACCUCCAGGGACCCCUACCUUCUAUGAUUUCAAAACACAUGUGGGCAUUGUCCCCCCCUGCAGGUUAUAUAGAGCCAAGGCAGGUUAUCUCACCACACCCCAUCCUCGAGCUUUUACCAGCUACAUCAAACGCACAUCCUUUGGACCCCCAGAUCUGGCCCCCAGGACUCCCCACUUCCCAUAUGCUGCCUUCCCCACCCCCAGCCACCCGCGUCUCCAGACUCAUGUGUGA